UUCCAACCGCACGCACGCGUCAGUGUUGUUCAUUUCUAUUCAGAGUGCAUCGUACUUACUUAGUUUCGUUAUAAAACUGUUUUGUAACAAGCGAUUUAUAGUACUUGUAUGUGAUAGUGUAAAAUAUUUACGACUAUAAACAAUAUAAAUAGUGCACUGAGGGCUACCAACGCACCAGCCAUGCGGCGGCUGUACCUCACUGAUCGGCACCUGCGGGUGAUGCUAUGGUGCAUCCUGCUAGGGCUGCAGCCAGCCUUCUCCGGCAUCCUAGACCCCUUCAACUGGGCCAGGUCCGACAGGAUCGAGGUCAACAUACCAUGGUUACCAUUUGAGAACGAGACUCGGUGCUACGACGAGCUGGGCUGCCUGAACAUCACCCGCAGCUGGUACCACCUCAUCCACAGACCCUUCAACGUCUUCCCGCUGCCCAGGGUCGUCAUCAACACCAGGUUCAUUCUAUACACCAAGAAGAAUCCCACAGACGGUCAGAUUCUGAACGUGAACGUGAACAAGACGAUCGUGAAGUCCAACUUCAGCCCGCGAAGACUCACCAAGAUGAUCAUACAUGGGUUCAUAGACACGCCGCUCUCCAACUGGGUGAGCGAGAUGAAGGACGAAUUGGUGAAGGCAGGCGACUUCAACGUGGUGGUGGUGGACUGGGCGGGCGGCAGCCUGCCACUGUACACGCAGGCCACCGCCAACACCCGCCUCGUCGGCCUCGAGGUGGCGCACUUCAUCAACACGUUGCAGAAAGACCAUGGUCUGAAUCCGCUGGAUGUUCAUAUCAUUGGACACUCUCUGGGUGCGCAUACGGCAGGGUACGCCGGUGAAAGAAUAAAGGAUUUGGGGAGAAUAACAGGGCUUGAUCCCGCGGAACCGUACUUCCAAGGCAUGCCAACUCAUGUCAGGCUAGACCCGACGGAUGCGCAGCUUGUCGACGUCAUACACACGGACGGAAAGAGCAUUUUCUUAUUAGGAUAUGGGAUGUCCCAACCAGUUGGACACCUGGACUUUUACCCUAACAAUGGGAAGGAACAGCCUGGAUGUGACUUGACCGAGGCCCCUCUCAUUCCUCUGACCCUGGUUAAACAGGGCUUGGAGGAGGCUUCGAGGGUUUUGGUGGCCUGCAACCAUGUGAGAGCCAUAAAACUCUUCACGGAGUCCAUCAAUGGAAAAUGCCCGUAUAUAGGACACCAAUGCCCUUCAUAUCAACAUUUUGUAGCUGGGAAAUGUUUUAACUGCGGCCAUGGGUGUGCUAUAAUGGGAUUCCAUGCUGAUAGCUCUCCCGGGCUGAUUACUAACAAGGACAACCAGACUGAAAACGAAGUGUACCCGUCUGAGGAACAAGAAACUAUUGGAGCAAAAUAUUACCUGAGCACCGGCAAGGAACUACCUUUUUGUCAGCGACACUACAGGAUAGUGGUUCACUUGGCAAAUCCAAAGGGCGCUGAAUCUUGGGUCCAGGGUUUCCUAAAAGUGACGUUGAUGUCUGAUAGAGGAGCAAUAAGAGGCAUGGAUCUCACGCCAAAUAAUUAUGUCAAGUUAGAACAUGGAACUUCUUAUACCGUUGUGGUCACUCAUCCAAUGGACUUAGGAGGAAAAGUUAGAAAAGUGGAGCUAUCGUGGGAGUACGACAUGAACGUACUGGAGCCGCGAUCGCUGUGUAUACUGUGGUGCAACGACCGCCUCUACGUCAAGUCAGUUAUUGUCGACCAGAUGGAACUGCCUACUAGAGGAAAACGGAACGUAGAUUUCAGCAGUAAACUGUGCACGCCGAAACGAGAGUUCGCUGAAAUACCGAACAGGGGGUCAGCGAGCUUCUACGACAACUGCAACAGUUAGAUACCGGAUAUAUUGUUUGGAAGGCCGGAAAAAUUCAGAACAUUGAAAAAAGAACUAUGGACCAAUACAACAGAGUUAAAAAUCGAACAGGCAAUUUGAUAACUGAAGAUAAGCGGAUGAAGUUGGUAACUAAAAUUUUACAACAUAAGAGCAAU
Messenger RNA from Aricia agestis (brown argus), 1997 nucleotides. Its product is annotated as pancreatic triacylglycerol lipase-like. NCBI's taxonomy places the organism in Eukaryota, Metazoa, Arthropoda, Insecta, Lepidoptera, Lycaenidae. Gene Ontology annotation, molecular function: triacylglycerol lipase activity; protein binding. The coding region runs from base 181 to 1842 and encodes 553 amino acids. The record is from RefSeq and is a predicted model, not a curated record. The transcript is spliced from 15 exons. Gene Ontology annotation, biological process: lipid metabolic process.